Molecule: messenger RNA, 3106 nt
Organism: Neltuma alba
Lineage: Eukaryota; Viridiplantae; Streptophyta; Magnoliopsida; Fabales; Fabaceae
Product: probable disease resistance protein At1g61300
Exons: 3
Coding region: 111-2783 (890 amino acids)
Molecular function (GO): ADP binding
Source: RefSeq, a predicted model, not a curated record
GUUUAUCUGAUCACACUUUCCUUUGUGUCCGAUCUGCAAGCUUGUGAUUUUCAUACUCCUCCUUUUCCAAAACGAGAAGUUGAAUCGCAUCUCGAUCUAAUAUCGGAGGCAUGGAAGCAGCUCCGGUAAUCUGGGAUGCAUCGAAGAGCUUGUGUAGAAGCACUGCCAAACAUACUGCUUUCAUGUGCUGUUUGGAAGACAACCUGGGAUCACUGAGGGGCCAAUGGGCAGAGCUCCGAAGCCUAAGCCAAGAUGUGAAUGCAAGAAUCCAAGAAGCUGAGAGUUUGGCUCAUAUGCGAAGGACCAGAGAAGUCGAUGGAUGGCUGCAAAGUGUAAACGCUUUAGAACAAGUAACGGAGGAUAUUAUGCAACGAGCUGCUAAGGUUAUCCAGUUCAAGUGUUUGGGUAGGCUUUGUCCAAAGAAUUGUUUCUCAAGCUACUUCACGGGAAAAGAGGUUGUUAAAACACUGGAUCGUGCCAGAGAAUUGACGGCUAGGGGACAAAAAUUCAAUAAUGAUGCUAAUAUUGCUUAUCAGCUGCCAUGUGAACCUGUGAAUGAGAUGCCGGUCGCCACCACUGUGGGCAUGGAUUCGAUGUUAAAGAAGGUUUGGGAUAGCAUUGAAGACGAAAAUGUGAGUGUGAUUGGUCUAUAUGGGAUGGGUGGUUCAGGAAAGACAACCCUUAUGAGGAAACUCAAUAAUGAGUUAGCGAAUAGAAGUCAUGAUUUUGCGCUAGCGAUAUGGUUAGUUGUUUCUAAGGACUGUAAUAUUGAUCAAAUUAUGGAAGACAUCCGACAAAAGUGUGGGAUAGAUGACAUGAAAUGGAAGAACAAAAGUAAAGAUGAGAAAGCCAUAGAAAUCUACAGGGUCAUGAAGCAGAAAAAGUUCAUUUUGUUGUUGGAUGAUAUAUGGGAGGAACCAGACUUACAGAGUAUUGGAGUUCCACUACCAAAAGAGGUCAAUCAAUCAAAAAUUUUGUUCACAACUCGUCUUGAAAAUGUAUGUGACCAAAUGCAAGCGAAGAAGUUCAAAGUGGAAUGUUUGACAGAGAAAGAAGCAUUGGAUUUGUUUUUUAUGAAAGUGGGUGCAGAAACUCUAAAUUCACAUCCAAGUAUCAAUGGGCUAUCACAAGAGCUUGUGCAAGAAUGCAAAGGAUUACCACUUGCGCUGAUAACAGUAGGACGAGCUAUGGCUGGCCGGAAAAGUCCACAGGCAUGGAAACAUGCUAUAAGGGAGCUGCAAAGUUUCCCUUCAGGGGUUUCUGGCAUGGAGAAAGUAGUAUUCAACACUCUCAAGUUCAGCUAUGAUAGCCUUCCUACUGACAUAGACAAAAAGUGUUUCUUAUAUUGUGCAUUAUUCCCGGAGGAUCGAACAGUUUAUGUCCCUCGUCUAAUUCGCCUUUGGAUUGGGGAAGGAUUUCUCAAGGAGCAUGGUAGCAUACACGAUGCCUAUAAUCAUGGGGAAGAUAUAGUGGAAAGAUUAAAGCUAGCAUGUUUAUUGGAAGGAGAGGAAUUUCUUUGGGUUAAGAUGCAUGAUGUGGUCCGUGACAUGGCACUGUGGAUAGCUCGUAACCAAGAUCAAGAGAAAAACAAAGUUCUAGUGCAAGGUGAAGCAAUAGCAUCUUCACAAAUUGGUAAUCCUGAAAGAUCACUGAUGAUAGAAAGGAUUUCAAUGAUGUAUACGAAAAGGGAUGACUGGUGUGUUCCAAAAUGUCCAAAUCUUUUGACCCUAAUUGUGUGGGGCAAUGACAGCAAAAUAGAUUUUGCAAAUGUUCGGUUCUUAAGUAAUUUGAAAGUCUUAAGUCUAAGGAUGGAGAUGAUUUCGACAAUCCCGACUGAAAUAGGUCAACUAAUUUACUUGGAAUAUCUGGAGCUAUCUGAAAUGCACAUUAAAGAAAAAUUACCGCUUCAGAUGAAAAAUUUAAAGAGCUUGAGGGUAUUCCUCCUAGAGUAUGUUCAUUUCAGUCUUGAAAUCAUUCCUUUGGAGGUAAUAUCAAAUCUUGAGGGAUUAAGAGUGUUCUCAUUUAUUGAAAGUAGAUUCAAAGAAAAGAUAAAGUCCUCCUUCCUUGCCGCCAUUGACUUCACCCAUAAUAUGGAGAAAUCAUUUCUGGAGCAGCUAGAGUUAUUACCAUUUUUGGAGGAUCUUAGCAUCACCUUGGAGACUGCCACAGGUAUCAAGAAACUGCUUAGCUCAACCAAAUUGAAACCUUGUGUGAGAUUAAUGGGACUUUAUCAAUACAAGAUGGCUGCAAGUACCGCACCAUUAUUACCAUCUGUGACUAGCAUGCAACAUCUGGAGCGCAUGACUUUAGUUGGAUUACAAGACAAUAUGACAGAGUCCUCUGUUAAUCAUUCAUCCCCUUUUUGCAAGCUCCGUUGGGUCACAAUUUUGGAUUGUCAUGACAUGACUCAUUUGACAUGGCUCAAGUAUGCCCUAGUCCUCGAUUAUCUUAUUGUGGAAAACUGUAACCUGAUGGAAGAAGUGAUAAAAGAGGCUCAAGAUGACCAAGGCAACAGAAAUAUGGAUGACCUAUUCUCAAAUCUCAGGUACAUUAGCUUGAGAAAUUUGCCCAUGCUGAAGAGUAUCUACAAGAAAGCCCUGCCUUUUCCUAUGCUGCAGUACAUAAAUAUAAUGGAAUGUCCUAACUUGAAGAAGCUUCCUUUAGAUUCCAACUCUGCAAGAAAUAAGUUAAGGGCAAUCUGGGGAGAAAAACUGUGGUGGGACAAUUUAGAGUGGGAUGACCAAACCAUUAAGGGACAAUUCUGUUCAAAAUUUAAAGACUAGCUGGUGACGAAGUAAUGAAUACAAGACCAAGAUGCAUGAGGUAGGCUACGACAUAACUAAACAAUCAUAUCCAUAGAUCACAAGUUCAGCUGGUACAAGGAAUCUGAAGACGUAGUAGUGCCAUGGUGGAGCUGGUCAGGUGUUAUCAGUUUUCGAACAACUCCUCAGUUCUUAGCACUUUGAGAAACCAACAACCCCAUUAUCUAAAUGACACUCUUUAUGGCUCUAUAUAAGCACAAAGCCUCGACACUGUCUGUAUCAUCAAGCUUCCCCAUAUCCAUAUAUAUCCAUUCUUCAAAGUAAAAGACUAGCUGGGCAAAUAU